This is a messenger RNA of Beta vulgaris subsp. vulgaris (sugar beet), 3476 nucleotides long. Its product is annotated as probable aminotransferase ACS12. NCBI's taxonomy places the organism in Eukaryota, Viridiplantae, Streptophyta, Magnoliopsida, Caryophyllales, Amaranthaceae. Gene Ontology annotation, molecular function: aromatic-amino-acid:2-oxoglutarate transaminase activity; pyridoxal phosphate binding; L-aspartate:2-oxoglutarate transaminase activity. The record is from RefSeq and is a predicted model, not a curated record. Gene Ontology annotation, biological process: biosynthetic process; amino acid metabolic process. The transcript is spliced from 4 exons. Bases 220 to 1896 code for a protein of 558 amino acids.
AACACCAUGAAAAAGCACAUAAAACAAAAAGAAAAAAUUUACUACUAAAAAAAACCUAUUUAGUAGUACUACACCAAAACUUCCAAAAACUCAAAAAAGAUUCCACCAAAAUAAUAUCCCUAUUUCCAAAUCUCUUCCCCUCUUUUCCUCUCUUUCCCCUUCACAAGUUAUUCUCUCACCUCACAAAUUCAUUUUUUAAAAUCCCAAUCUUCCAUUUACAUGACCUCACUUCACUCUCUCUCCUCCAUCUCCCCUCCACAAAACUUCUUCAUCAACACCAACAACAAGAAUACCAACAACACCAACAACACAAACAACAAGUUGUUGGAGAAGGAGGGUUUCUCUGCAACCACAAAACCCCCUGCAAUGAGGCUAAUUGUGCCGUUACAAGGGGUUGUUCAAGGAAGAGGUGGCUUAAUUUUAGGGUCAAUUAUCCCUUGCGCUCUCUUUUACUUCUUCCAACUUUACCUCAAAAAAAACCGCAACAACAACAACAACAACAACAAUUCUCCUUCUUCUCCUCCUACUCUUUCUCCUACAUCCUCAAAUCUUGAGCUUCAUCGUUCCUCUUCUCGGCCCAAUUUGUCAUCUGCCCGUUGCUCUCUUGGGCCGGCCCGUAUUUCUUCUCGGGCUUCUGGGCUUGCCCGACCUAAUGAUUCAACUUACUAUAUGGGCCUUGAUAGGGCUCGCCAGGAUGCUUAUCAUCAAGUUGAUAAUCCCAAUGGAGUUAUUCAGCUUGGUUUAGCUGAGAAUUUGUUGUCUUUGGAUUUGAUUGAGAAAUGGGUAUCAGAGAAUUGGGAUGGUUCGAUUAUUACUGGUGGUGAAUUGGGCAUCAAUGGGAUUGCUACUUACCAGCCAUUUGAUGGAUUGAUGGACUUGAAAGUGGCAAUGGCUGAUUUCAUGUCUAAGGUUAUGGGGGAUGUCUCCUUUGAUCCUUCACAACUAGUAUUGACAUCUGGCGCUACUCCUGCAGUGGAGAUACUAUGCUUUUGCCUGGCAGACCACGGGAACGCCUUGCUAAUUCCAGCUCCAUAUUACGCUGGUUUUGACAGGGAUUUAGUGCGUACUGGAGUGGAGCUGAUACCUGUUCAUUGUCGUAGCUCUGAUGACUUUACAUUAACUAUUCCUGCCCUCGAUCAAGCAUAUAAUAAUGCUAGAAAACGGGGGCAAAAAGUUCGGGGCAUCCUUUUCUCAAACCCUUGUAAUCCUGUAGGCAAUUUACUCUCGAGGGAUGCACUGUACAGCCUUUUAGACUUUGCCAGGGAAAAGAACAUUCACAUUAUUUCUGAUGAAUUAUUUGCGGGGUCAACCUAUGAGAGUUCAAAAUUUGUAAGCAUGGCAGAAAUUGUCGAAUCAGAAGAUCUUGACAAGAAUAGGGUUCAUAUCAUAUAUGGGCUAUCCAAAGAUCUUUCUCUUCCAGGCUUUAGGGUCGGGGCCAUCUACACCUCUAAUGAGAAUGUUUUAGCUGCUGCGAAAAAGUUAGCGAGGUUUUCUUCAAUUUCUGCUCCAACACAGCGUCUGGUAGUUUCAAUGCUGUCAGAUAAAAAGUUCAUUGAAGAUUAUAUGAAAACCAAUACAAAGAGGCUAAAGAGGGUGCAUGAUUCCUUUGUUGCUGGUUUAGAUCAACUUGGAAUACCAUGUGCAAGAAGUGAAGGGGGAUUAUUCUGUUGGUCUGACUUUAGUGGACUGAUAAAGCCCUACAAUGAAAAAGGAGAGCUUGACUUAUGGGACAAGCUGCUAACUGUAGGGAAAGUGAAUCUAACCCCUGGGUCAGCCUUUCAUUGCAUUGAACCUGGAUGGUUUAGGUGCUGUUUCACUACACUAGCUGAAAAAGACAUUCCUUUGGUUAUGGAACGGAUUAAGAAAGUUUGUGAAAGCUGCAAAUCACCUAGCUAAUGUGCUGUGAUUAGUCAUUCAGAGUUUAAACUUAAGAAAUCAUACAUGAAUCAUCCAGCAGCGAUAGCAAUGAUAACUAUGCAUCAGAGUUAUGAAGAUUGUUGGUGAUAUUUUGUUCAAAUUGUCUACAAGAGAAAUGUACAGAUAUUAUAUUCUUAGGGAAGCGUACAAUACUGGUAAAGAUCUUUGAUAAUAUAUUGGUGAAACUUGUUAGACGAGAAGAUUAUCGAGACAUGAAGAAUUCAUUCCUACUAAUGAUGAAUAUGCAGCUUCUACACAAAAUGAAUUCCUUGAAAUGCUGUCUUAAGAGAGUUUUAACGCCAGAAAGUCCUUCCUCAGCAUUUUCGCUAGUCCUCCGCCACUCGCCACAAUAUUGAAGCAUCCUUGAGGUUUGUUCUUUGUGAAAUCCUGCCAUUUUCCAAUCCGGCAAGUUAAUUAUUGAAUAGUUUAUGUAUAUAUCAAGGAAUUAACAAAGGCAAUUCAGCCAUUUUUGUCCAUCUGUAGAUUAUGAGGAAGUAUAUGACAUAGGAUCUUUUUUUUUGUUUUUCCUUUUUUUUUUCUUUUUCUGAUGAGUUAAUAACAGAUCAACAACCAUUUGUUCUCUCUAAAGUAGAAGGCUGAUCUCAAAAAGAGAAAAAUCUACAUGGGAGGCUCAGCCCGUGAGUAGAUAGCAACUGUUCUAUAUUUGACAAUAAUAAUUUUUAUGCGUCAUUCUAUGAAGUGUGAAUGUUUGGGCUAAGAAAUUACCUUUUGUUGAUAUUGCUUCUUCAUAUUAACUGCUUUUCGGCGAAAACUUCUUCUACGACUCUGCAUUAUGAGCUCUCCUAGGGUACAUGGUCUCCUAAUCACGCCACUUCGUCUGCCAUCUCCAACUAGUUUCUUAUGCUCUGCCGUUGUAGGAGUUUUUCUCUCAGGAAGCCUCAUUUUCUCCUGAGGGUUCUUUCCUUGUUGAAGAAACCCAGACUUGGGUGGAUACAAUGGAAAGAGGUGUGCCAAAAAAGCAGCACCUUUCAAGCUUGUAUUUCUAUUUGCAUAGCUAUUCGGACUGCUGUUACUUUCUGGUGAAAGUGGACCCUCCAUAUACCCAUCAACCCGUUGCUCUACAUACGGGUUUCGUAGAGGUGUGAGGCGAUUUGCAAGGAGAGAAGGAGCCGAGCAAAAGGACUCCUCUGAUUGGACACUUAUUGCAUCAAAAUCCAACUCUGACAUCCAAUCUCGAUCAUCAUAAUCAUCACCAUACGAGCUAUCUUCUUCAUCGGUCUCAUUCCCAUACUUGGUAAAGUAUGCUGGAGGUAAAGGUAAGCACAUGUUUUCCGGCACUGUUUCUUGAGUCUUGGGAUUUGUCGGUUCCUGAUCAAAACACCGGAGUGGAGUCCCGGGUUUCUCCUCCCAUUUGAAGGGAAUGGAAGCAAUGUACUUCAUGGGUAGCGGAACAGGUAUUAAAGGCUCGCGUUUUGGCUUCCAAUCCUUCUUUGGUGCUCCUGGUAUCUCUUCCCAUUGAAAUGGUAUUGUAAUUUGUUGCUUGAUUUUCUUUCCACACUCAUUUUUCUCAUUGUUUUCUAUAUCUUCCAUUGUGAGUA